UGGCCCCCUUUAAAUGCCUCCGGGGUGACGUGAGGGCCACUUGUCCCUUUCGUGUCUCUCGCACGAGCAUCUCCUCCCGGCUCGAACCUAAGAGCGCCGCCACCCCGGCCGCCGGCGGGACUCUCCCUCCCCGGCGUCCUCCUCCUGCCCGCCUCGGCUUGUAAACGGCGACGGCCAAUCGAAGAUCCAUCGAUCGAGGCAAUAAGGAGCAGGUCAAACAAUGCCUCGAGUGCUCUACUGUGAGAGGACCUGUCCUCCUCUAGAGCCUCCUUUUCCGUCGACGCCUGCAGGAAAGAAGAAGCCAGCUGCUGCUCUUCAACAUGGCAACGCUGCUACCGCGCCGCUUCCUGAUCCUAACAACCAAGUGUAUUACGAGUAUGAGAGCGACAGUGAUGGAGAGUGCCCGCCUACCCCGGAGCCGGCCACGUUAGAAUCAGAAGACUACAUCGAUGGUGAUGAGGCGUUCUCACCCUAUCUGCGAAAUUGCCCGGGGUAUGCAAAUAUUGCGUUGGAGCACUACAACAGCCAAAAGAAAAACGAGAUCAAGUAUCAGCUCAUCAAACCGAUCAUCAACUGCGUGAUAAGAUAUGAUGGUUCCUAUCAUCAUGUGAAUUUCACGGCAAAAAGCACCUUGGAGGGUUCAAAGGAGGAGUUCUUCUUUGCAGAACUACGAUAUUGUCAUGAUACACAUGCUUGGGUACCCGUAUCCUUAGUUUCUAUGGAAGAAGAUGAGAGAGUUGGUGGGUUUUCAGAAAUCAGGAUGCUUGGCGUUGAUCCUCGCCAUUGUUUCGCCUGUGGAGAUGUGGUGAAGCACCCGGUGGAUGGAUCAUUGUAUGAGGCUGGCCAUUAUUUAGUUGAUGAUUACUACUUUCGUAGAUAUAUCGAAGUACUUCCAGCAACUUAACCAGGUGAAGUGCAAGACUAGUCAUAUAGCGGCCCAACGUGGGGUCGAGGAUCGUGGGUUUGAAGAUCUGGAUAUGUUUCUUCUCCCACAUGUCUGCUGCGUGAAGCAGCAGAUAGCGCUCUUGGGGUGUUCUCCACCGACAGCAGCCAAGCUACUUCAUCGCUUCCCAAAGAAGCAAGAGCUAUGAUAAUGCUCUCCUGGAUGUAAGGUUGAUGAGGGUGAUCUGUCCUCUUCAGCUGGUAGACGACUCAGCAGCCUACAGCUCAGAAGAUUCGAAGGACUGUUUCUUAGUAUGUACAUCUGUAUAUUUUUGGAUUCAAGUAUAAAAAAGACAUGGAAGAACCCAUGGUAGAGUUUGGUGGAAAACAUGGUAAUUUUCAUGAUUUUAUGGUCUUCUAAAUGCCAACGAGCUGAGUCUUGCAUUAAUUA
Lolium perenne is the source of this 1333-nucleotide messenger RNA. RefSeq lists its product as uncharacterized. NCBI's taxonomy places the organism in Eukaryota, Viridiplantae, Streptophyta, Magnoliopsida, Poales, Poaceae. The record is from RefSeq and is a predicted model, not a curated record.